Molecule: messenger RNA, 1961 nt
Organism: Phaeodactylum tricornutum CCAP 1055/1
Lineage: Eukaryota; Bacillariophyta; Bacillariophyceae; Surirellales; Neidiaceae
Exons: 1
Coding region: 99-1640 (513 amino acids)
Molecular function (GO): tRNA-guanosine(34) queuine transglycosylase activity
Source: RefSeq, a predicted model, not a curated record
GCAUGACAUCUCCUUAGCCCCAUCAUCUCCAUCCAUCGGCAUGCAAGUGGACUAACCAACCCAAAGGGGAAGUUAAAGAACAAAGCAGAACGACGGUCAUGAAAGCAGAGCCGCUUUCUGUUUGUGUGGUACUUCUAUUUCUGACUGUGAAUCCAAUGGUCUUUACUUUGGCGUUCCCUCACAGUUGCCGACCAGCAACAUGGACCAAGUCCGUGUGGAACGUUCUUCGUCCGCAGUUCCUGGGUGUUGAGAGAAGAUCUUGCCGAUGGAUGAGCCAGAAAGACAACGCAUCACCGUCGACGGGUCCAGACAUGGACGGUGCCCAAAUCGAAGAAAGGGAGCAACUGCCAACAUCACCGUUGUCGUCCACUUCGUCCAAGCGCAAACGACCGAUCGAAUAUCCCCCACCGCCGGCACCGUCCGAGUUUCCCGACUGGGCUUACGAAGCGCGCGACUUCUUUCGUUUCGAAAUCCUGCACGAGUCUUCUAAAAGUGGUGCCCGAGUCGGUCGCAUACACACACCGCACGGGACGAUUGACACACCGGGAUUUGUCGCUGUUGCGACCAACGCGGCACUCAAGGGUGUCGAUUUUCGUGACGCCGACAAUGCGGGACAACAGCUCAUUUUUUCCAAUACCUAUCACCUCUUGCUACAUCCCGGACCCGACAUUAUUGAACAAGCUGGAGGUAUACACAAAUAUACCAGGCGCAAUGGACCCUUCAUCACCGACUCGGGCGGCUUUCAGGUGUUUUCGUUGGCUUACGGGUCGGUCUACGAAGAGCUUUCGUCCAAAGGCGAACUGAAGCGGGCGAGCGUAAAAAAAGAUCGCGACGGCUCACGAGCAGAUGUCAUGGGAAAAGACGCAGUCAAGGUAACCGAAGACGGCGCCAUUUUUCGGAGUUAUAGGGACGGCACGAAGUUCUUACUGACUCCCGAAACAACUGUGCAAGCACAAAAGAAGAUUGGCGCCGAUAUAAUUAUUCCCCUGGACGAGUUACCAGGUUACUACACUGAUCGCCAACGUUUGGUUGAGUCGGUGGCGCGAACACAUCGAUGGGAGGCUCGCAGCUUACGAGAGCAUUUGAAAGACACCAAAGAACAGGCUAUGUAUUGUGUGGUGCACGGAGGAGUCGACUACGAAUUAAGGAAACAGAGUGUAGACUAUCUCACGUCACUACCCUUUGAUGGGUAUGGCAUUGGUGGCUCAUUGGGAGACGGUCGGGAGGAACUCAAGGACCUAUUGACGUGGCUCAUGCCAAUGUUUGAAGAAGGGGACCGCAAGUUCAAGCCACGGCAUUUGCUAGGUAUCGCGGACGAAGAGAGCAUCCGCAAUGCUGUUCCCCUUGGAAUUGAUACAUUGGACUCAUGCUAUCCAACACGCCUCGGUCGUCACGGUACUGUGUUGACGAGGGGCGGAACAAUACGUCUUCAGAGCGGGAAACAUGCGCAAUCAUUUGGUGUACCAAUUGAUUCCGAAUGCCAAUGCUCGACGUGUCAGCACUACGAUCGUGCCUACCUUUGGCACUUGUUUAAGGCAAGCGAACCGAUUGCUAUAUCGUUAGCGUCCAUACACAAUAUUCAAUAUAUGAGUGAUCUUAUGGCACAAAUUCGCGAAGACAUUAUGAACGAUUUGAUCUAGUCGAUUGUUUAUGCUAAUAAUUGAACAGUUAUAUACAGCUGAUUGUUUGGUUACCAGACUAUAAACGAGCUAAAUUUGAAGAACGAGGAAGGCUGCGUGACGCGCGUCUGGAUUUCAAAGCGCCCGUCGGCGUUAGGAGGGAAUCGAUGACCGUCUUCGUGUCUUAGGAAAUUACAACUCUGCCAUUGUGUCAUAUUGCUAACAGCCAGCCCAUUCACUUGGAUCUCUGAUAGCGCUUUCCAGUUGUCCGGUUGCACCAUGCCUUUUGGGCAACGUCCCCAACUACACGCUGCGAAGCAAAUUGCCAAGAAACCUUUAAGG